AAAAAGUCACGUGUGCCUUACUUCCGCGCCUUUCAAACCGGGAAAUGAAAAUAUGAAAACAGUUAAAAGUGAGGCUAUUUCUUUAAGAUGAGUACACCAUCAAAAUCUCCAAAGCCUAAAGGCAAGGAACGUGUGUGUGUAUUUUGCGAGCAAGGCAACAUAUCUGAAGAAACAUAUGGAAAACUGAUUUCUAAAGCUGGCGUCACAGCUCAUUAUUUCUGCAUGCUGUUUUCUAGCGGACUUAGUCAGAAUGGGAAAUCAGAGAAGCAGGGAAUUCUGGGCUUUCUUCCAAAUGAUAUCAUGAAAGAAGUAAAACGUGGUGCUAGACUGAAAUGCAGUUAUUGCAAAAAGGUUGGAGCCACCAUUGGUUGUGUUUUACGCAACUGUAAAAAGAUGUUUCAUCUAGGAUGUGGAAGAGAUAAUAACACCCUGCAUCAGUAUUUUGGUACAUUUAGCUCAUUUUGUCCAGCUCAUAGAAACCAACAGGAUGUACCCUCCGAUGAUGACCCGAAUAUUGUCUGCUCUAUAUGCAUGAAUACAGUCACUGCAAAGCCAAGUAAUGAUACAAUACGAGCUCCCUGUUGUAGCAAGUACUGGUAUCAUAGGGAUUGUGUUCAGAGGUAUGCGACUUCAGCUGGGUUGUAUUUCUUCAAGUGUCCAUUAUGCAACAACAAGGAUGAGUUCCAGAAUGAAAUGCUUACAAUGGGUAUAUACAUUCCUGACCAGGAUGCAUCAUGGGAAAAGGAACCUCAUGCUUUCCAUGAACUGUUAGAACGUUACGGACAUUGCGAUGCUCCGGUUUGUAAAUGUGCAGAAGGAAGAAAAUAUGAUAAAGAUGGGAGUAAAUGGGAGAUAAUUCUGUGUGAAUUUUGUGGGUCCCAUGGUGCGCACGUGGCUUGCAACCAUUUGGAGAAACUUGGGAAGCAUGAUAUAUGUAAAGGGUGCAAGGAUGUUGAUGAAAAAACUCGGGAAGAAGAAUACCUGUUACAUUCACCACCAAACAAGAGAAAGUCAUUAGAACUCCUGCAGCUUGAACUCGCUUCAUCGCCAGAGGCUUCAAAAGGUGCUAGUCCAUAUCCAGGACCAUCCAGUGCAGUGAAGAAGUUAGGUCUGCCAAUGUCCCCGACUGCAAACGCAAAGAAAGGUAAAAGAUAUGCGGGCAGUGAAGCGAGACACAGUAUGGCACAAGCAAAGAAGUCGCGGCGGUUAUCGAAAGCGAGUGCAACAGUAACAUCAGCAUCUUUAAAAGAUAAACAUUCAGAGAUAUUGUCCAGCAGUAUGUCUAGUCAAUCAUCCGAGGAGUCCAGUGAUGAUGAUCUGCAAUUAAGUUUAAAGAAAUCAAAAUUGAAAAAGAUGAAAUUAGAGAAUGCAUGGGAUGUGAUGCGACGGAGAAAGUUAGAGUCAGACAGGAAGAUUGCAGAGAAAAGGGAUAAGAAUAAGAAUAUUAAAACUGAAAGGAAAAGAAAAACGGAUGCAGUAAAAAGAAGGCAGGGUGAAUCAUCUAAGGUUCUGACGCUAGAGGAUACUGGUAGAAACCUGAAAAAUGGAGAAAAUGAACAUUGCUGGACAAACGAUGGGGAUAAAAGCGAUUUUUCAAAUCUAACUGAUCAGAGAAAAGACAUGAUGAAUAAACGCUUGUCUUUAGCUGUUACAAAGUCAGAAAAAGGGACACAAAGUGAAGAAAAAAUGUUUAAAGGACGUUAUAGCAUAUCUCCAUGUGCUGGGACAUCAACAGUAAGCGGCAUUGAUAAAAAUAAGAAAAGGAAAUUGAAAAGGGAAUCAUUGGAAAAUGACAAGGGACAGACUACGUUGACAAAUUGGUUAAAGCCCAAGACACCAGAGACAAAAAUAAAACCUCCAGCAGCAAAAGACAAUUUAAAAGAUGAAAACACAGAACAAGCUUUAAAUCGAACACCAACUAAAGGAGGUAAAAAGCCGGUAAUUAUGGAAUGGAAAGGAAAACAGUUGUUGAUAAGGUCGCCAAGAGUUUUAUUGAGAAGAAGCAGAAGUCGAAAUGUGGUGACAAUGAAACCGAAAUGUCUAGAAAUAGAUAUGACUGAUGAUAAGGGGAGUGUAGACUGGAAGAAUGACAUAGAUCUUCUCUCCAACAUUGAAAGUGAUGUGAGAGUAACAAGAACUAUGGUUGAUAUUGAUCAAAUUGAAGUUGCUAAAAUUUCUGCAAAGAAAGGGAAACAAAGCAGCGGUAAGAGUAGUACUGUAAAAAAAGUUGCAAGAAAUGAAAGCAUGGAAACUAAAGUGUCAAAUGCGAAUGAUAAAAGAUCUUUAUUGGUACAAGAAGAAGAUGAAGGAGAAGCUAGAAAAACUGAAAUGUAUGUUAAAACAAAAGCAUUACUUGGGAAAUCUGUCAAAAAUGAACGUGAUUUUGGCAGUAAACCUGAUUCAGGAGUAGAUAUUCACGAUACACAGGUGAACAUGAAAAGAGAGGACUCCCCAGCCAAAAAUUUGAGGGUUCGGACUGGUGGUGAUAAAACAAAGACAAAAUUGGUUAAGGAUCAGGGUAAAAUUCAUAUGGAUACUCCUGUUCAUGCUAACGAUAAGAUAUCUGUAAAAUUUAAGCAUCAGAAUUCAGCACCGAUUAACAUAAAAAACUCGCCAGCUAAAAGUUUGAGACCUCGUCAUAAAAAAGACAAGGGAAAAAACAUUUCAAUAGAAGAAAUUGGAAGCAUUUCAGAACAUUAUGUAAAAGAAAAUGAGCUCACCCCUACAUUGCAAACUGGAAACUGUUUUAAUUUUGCAGUACAGAAAGACAAAAGCUUGAAAGAGGAAGGGUCGCCUUACAAUGGAGGUUCACCUUUAAUUAAAGUAAAAGAUUCUUCACAGUUCGGAUCAGUGAUUCUCAUAAAUGACACUUAUGAUCGUAAAGUUAAUGAAUCUGUGGAUGAAGCCAAGAUCAGUCAGGAUAAUUUGGAAAGGUUGAAAAUGUAUAAACCAGUUGCUUUAUCUGAUUCACCAGCUAAAAAUCUAAGGAAAAGGAGUCAUCAGGCUGAUAGUACUAAAGAAAUUAAUGUGCAGAAAGAAGAUUCUGAUAAUGAUCGAUCUGUCAGUGUUGAUCAUUUGGAAAGGUUAAAAAAGUACCGGCCAAAAGUUGACUAUAUGAACUUUAGUGAUACAGGUCAGUCGUUUGCAAGUAUUGACCAAGCAGCAAUUGACAAUAAAAAUAAUGCUUUAAAAGAGAGUCAAACAUUUACAAAGUGUGUGAACAAACAAAAAGACAAUGUAGCUCAACAUGCAAGUGUUCUUUGGCAUCUUGAAGGAACUCGUCAGCUUAUUAAUGAAUCAGUGAAUGUUGUCACAAAGCCUCACGAUUUCGGCUGUGAAAAUACUUGUCCAAAUCUUCAGUCUGCUACAAAGGGAGGUAACUCUGCUCAGGGCACAAUUAAAUCGACACAAAGCAGAGGUCUUGAUUAUUCGAAUAUUCUAGGAGAAAAAGUGAAUGAACUCAGUGAUAAGCUUCCAACGUCUGUUACAAAGGUCUAUUCUUCCAAUGAGCAGAACAGUGUGGCAGAUUAUCCUCCACAAACUUUAUUAACAAAACAUAUACGGUCAGGUUCUAGGCCUGAAAGCUUGGACUCUGUGUUCUCCAACAAUCCUGCUACAAAGCUUAGAAGCAGUCCAAGAUCUUUGAAGAAAAUGUCCUCAAGUGCAUACAAGAACACUCACAUGCAGAAUAAUGUGUCAUUAGGGGAAUAUAAAGAAGUGAGUGUGGACCCAAUUAUGUCACAAACUUCAUUUCCUGACAAAAGUGUUCCCAAUAAAAAUGAUGCGCAGUGA
This is a messenger RNA of Ruditapes philippinarum (Manila clam), 3792 nucleotides long. RefSeq lists its product as uncharacterized. Lineage: Eukaryota; Metazoa; Mollusca; Bivalvia; Venerida; Veneridae. The coding region runs from base 88 to 3792 and encodes 1234 amino acids. The transcript has 10 exons. Gene Ontology annotation, cellular component: nucleus. The record is from RefSeq and is a predicted model, not a curated record.